Messenger RNA from Laetiporus sulphureus 93-53, 510 nucleotides. RefSeq lists its product as uncharacterized. The transcript has 4 exons. The record is from RefSeq and is a predicted model, not a curated record. Lineage: Eukaryota; Fungi; Basidiomycota; Agaricomycetes; Polyporales; Laetiporaceae. The coding region runs from base 1 to 510 and encodes 169 amino acids.
AUGGGCAACCUGAUCUGGCACGAGUGGUCUCGCUAUGUCGCUGUUUCCGCUAGCCUUUGUGAGGCUUCCAUACUUAAUAGAGAACUAUGCUGCUCUGAAGACUUGAUUUGGGCGAGCUUUUGGGGCAUGUAUUUCCGCAAAUUCUUUUGGGACUUCAUUGGCGGUACUCUACGCGACCCUGGAGGACUUCAGCCCUCUCCGAAAGUUGCAUUCUUCAUUACAAUCAUUGUGAAGAUCCCGCUCGUCCAACUAUUGUCCAUGGCAUCUGGCUUCGCGAUGGUCGCAUUUGAAUACCCUGCGCCCUUUUUGAAGGGAACUGCUAUUCAUCGGAGCUUUGUCUUCCGCAUUGUAUGGUUGAUCCUGCAAGCCUUCCUCGCUGUCCUGUUCUAUCAGGGCACGAAUGCAGCUCUUUAUUCUCUCGUUGCAGCCAUAGGUUAUGGGCGCGCUAUAUCACUUGGAGAGACGAUGGAAGAGGCGAAAAACAAUAGAGGAAGAGGCGGAGCUGCCUAA